This is a messenger RNA of Corvus hawaiiensis (hawaiian crow), 405 nucleotides long. It is a transcript of the gene DPM3, whose product is annotated as dolichyl-phosphate mannosyltransferase subunit 3, regulatory. Gene Ontology annotation, cellular component: endoplasmic reticulum membrane; dolichol-phosphate-mannose synthase complex. The transcript is spliced from 2 exons. NCBI's taxonomy places the organism in Eukaryota, Metazoa, Chordata, Aves, Passeriformes, Corvidae. The record is from RefSeq and is a predicted model, not a curated record. Gene Ontology annotation, biological process: GPI anchor biosynthetic process. Bases 103 to 390 code for a protein of 95 amino acids.
UACAGCUCCCGGCAGCCCUCGCGCGCGGCGCUUCCGUGACGUCACCGCCGCGCCGAGCGGGGAGCGGGACCAGGACCGGGAGCGGGACCAAGCCAGGCCGCCAUGACCAAGCUGGGGCAGUGGCUGUGCGGACUCGCCCUGCUGGGCUCGGCCUGGGCCGCGCUGGCUCUGGCCCCGCCGGGGCUGCAGCCGCCGGCCCCGCUCCGCCAGGCGCUGCUGCCGCUGCCCGUCUACUUGCUCGUGGCCUUCGGCUGCUACUCCCUGGCCACCGUGGGCUACCGCCUGGCCACCUUCAACGACUGCGAGGAGGCGGCCGCCGAGCUGCAGGAGCACAUCAGGGCGGCCCGGGCCGACCUGCGGCGGCGGGGGCUGCGCCUCGGACCCCAAUAAAGCCCCGGGACGGCA